AAAGUAAGUAAAUUGUUUUUGUAGGAAAACCAACCACAUAAUAACAAGAGAAAAAUCAAUGAAAAUGUUUAUUUUUGUGGAUUUAUUGUAUUGGUACUAGACACACAAAGUAUGGAUAACUUGAACAUUUAUAUUCGUUUUUCAUUGUUUUUGUUCUGGUUAUAAAGUGUUUAAAUGGGUAAACCUGGCUUUCCUUCCACAAACGAUAUUUCUUGUUCUGACGGGAUUCCAGAAGAGAAUUUAAUCGUCAAUCACCAAGAUAAUACUUACAAAUCGAAUGUCGACGGAAGGCGUGAAUACAAAUACAAACUAUACGCGUUUGUUAUCAUAGCAUUGCUACAGAUUUUCAUAAACUAUGACAAUGGAGCGGUUCCGGUCAUGCUCAACUGGAUUCAGGAACCGUAUAACUUUAGUAGUACUGAGCUGGGAUUAAUGGGCUCUCUUCCUUACGUGGGAUACCUUAUUAUAUCUCCAUUUGUUUCACACAUACUAUUUAACUAUAGUACAAAAAACUCAAUAGCAUUUUCACUAGCAUUUAACUUGAUAUCAUUGGCUAUAUUUGCUCUUGCCGUAAACAAGUAUAUGUUUUUCGUUUCUAAAUUUUGUAUUGGCGCCUCUCAGGCAUUAUUUUUUGUAUACUACCCUAUAUGGGUAGAUACCUUCGCUCCCAAAUUUCACAGGAAUCUCUGGAUGUCAAUAAUUCAAGGAGGAAUAGUAAUUGGAAUGACAUCUGGAUAUAUUGUUACUUCACUAUUUUCAUUCUUGGGUGAUAGAGGUUGGAGAUACAGUAUGCUCACUCAGGUUGUAUGUGAAUUAAUUUUAGUAGUUUUGUUCUAUUUUAUCCCAAAGAAGUUUGUUAACUUUGAUCCCUCCAGGGAUGAACAAGUGGAUUUCGACCUUUGCACUUGUAACAAAUCUGCUUUGUUAUCUGAUUUAAACGAAAAUUUCGGUAACUUACCUGCGAUUUCAGAAUUUAGCCCUAAAUUGUCGACUGAUUCUAAAUCAAAUCUCUUGGAAAACAAAGUUGAUCUUCCUGAGAUUUACAUGGAUUCAAAUAAAUCACACAUUAGUAGUUUAAAUUCUUGUUCAGAGUGUGAAGGCAGCGUGGGAAACGUUAAUGUUAAAAAAACACGAAAUCCUAUUUACUACCUGGAGAAUAUUGCCGGAAGUAGUGUUGAAUUUAAUUUAAAGCGUUGCAAGAGUUUAGACAUAAUUUCAAAGGUGUCAUCAAUGGGGAUGAGUAACAAUGAACUUAUUUCUAGAAUUUACUCGACCCUCGAUAAUUCCACAAAUAAACCUGAAUAUUCCAAAUGCAGUAAAUGUUUCAUAAACAAUGUUAAGUUAUAUCAAGAAACAAUGAGUGUGAAAAACCUCUCUCCAUGGUCGAAAUUUAAAAUGCUGAUUAAAGAGAACAUAUUUAUUCUAACUUGUGUCGCUAUUUCAACAAUAUAUUUUGAGGUUACGGGAAUUCAUUUUUGGAUGACAAAAAUAGGUGUAAGUCAUUUAAAAGUUAAGGAAAAAGUUUUCCACGUUAUUUUUUCAAUAGAAAUUAUAACAGGUCCUGUGAUCGGAAUCGUUACCGGAUCACACCUAAUUGACCAAAUUAUUUAUCAUUAUCCUGAACAUCCACUUCUGGUUGAUAUUGCCCUCAUCAUCUACGCAACGUUUGCUAUAAUAUCUGGGAUUAUACUCGUCGUCGUUCAAAACCCAAUGACAUUUUCAGUUUGUAUUUUUAUAAUACUUUUUACUGGAGCUUCCAUAGUUCCGACUUUAUCAUUACAAUCGAUUGCCUAUCUUCCGUACAAUCUUAAGCCGGCAGGAGCUUCUUUCUUCAUGUGCCAAUAUCAAAUUUUCGGGUUUAUGUUCGGAACCAUUAUGCCGGGAAUAGCAAUUGAUACCUUCAACAAUUACAGUGCCUCUCUAAUAAUCAUUUAUCUUUCGGGCUUCAUAGGAUUGAUAUCUUUGGUGUUGAUUUUAUACGUCAAAUGGAAUCUAAUAAGAAAAUCAUCUAAAAGCGUAAAGCCUAUCAAUAUUAAAGGAGCAAUUGUAUUAUAGUUAAUCCUCAGAGUUAAAAUAUGUAAAUUAAACCACAAUAUCUAAUUUUAAGUUAGUUUGUAAUUCCAACGAGAUAAUAAAAUCACGUUAAGCACACAAUUUAUUAAACUAAUAUCGUUUCCCCUAAGGGAUAAAAUUAUAAUUUUAUAAAUGAAG
Theileria parva strain Muguga is the source of this 2211-nucleotide messenger RNA. Its product is annotated as Major Facilitator Superfamily protein. Bases 175 to 2055 code for a protein of 626 amino acids. The record is from RefSeq and is a predicted model, not a curated record. Gene Ontology annotation, molecular function: transmembrane transporter activity. Gene Ontology annotation, biological process: transmembrane transport. The transcript has a single exon. Gene Ontology annotation, cellular component: membrane. Lineage: Eukaryota; Apicomplexa; Aconoidasida; Piroplasmida; Theileriidae.